This is a messenger RNA of Pleuronectes platessa (European plaice), 1156 nucleotides long. RefSeq names its product GTP-binding protein Di-Ras1. The transcript has 3 exons. Bases 317 to 916 code for a protein of 199 amino acids. Gene Ontology annotation, cellular component: plasma membrane. Gene Ontology annotation, biological process: signal transduction. The record is from RefSeq and is a predicted model, not a curated record. Gene Ontology annotation, molecular function: GTPase activity; GDP binding; GTP binding. Lineage: Eukaryota; Metazoa; Chordata; Actinopteri; Pleuronectiformes; Pleuronectidae.
UUUCACACGUCAGCCUUUCUCAGCUCAACGUGUGAUUCUCAGCUCUCUGGUUCAUUUCUGCAGUGAAGACGUCACUUUGAUCACAGCUCAGAAGCUGCAGGUUCAAACUGUCUGUGUUAUACAUGAGGCACAGACAACUCCCAGAAUCCACCUCUCUCUGUAGUCACACCUGAUUUUAAGGAUUUAACUUAAUAUCAAAUAUCAGAACCUCCUCGAGUUCUGGAAUCUUCAGGGUCGUUGUUCAGCGUAACUCAGCGUCUCCUCCUCUCGUCUCAGGUGAUUCUUCCAGAGCAGCAGGUGGACUCCAUCUCCCAGAAUGCCUGAGCAGAGUAACGACUACCAGGUGGUGGUGUUCGGAGCCGGUGGCGUGGGGAAGAGCUCGCUGGUCCUUCGAUUUGUUAAAGGCACCUUCAGAGACACCUACAUUCCCACUGUGGAGGACACGUACAGACAGGUCAUCAGCUGUGAUAAGAGCGUCUGCACGCUGCAGAUCACCGACACAACAGGAAGUCAUCAGUUUCCCGCCAUGCAGCGCCUGUCCAUUUCCAAAGGCCACGCCUUCAUCCUGGUCUACACCAUCACCAGCCGCCAAUCACUGGAGGAGCUGAAACCGAUCUACCAGCAGGUCGUGGCCAUCAAGGGCAGCGUGGAGUCCAUUCCCAUCAUGCUGGUGGGCAACAAGAGCGAUGAGAUGGCCCAGCGGGAGGUGGAGACAAAGCAGGGCGAGGCUCAGGCCGCCGCCUGGAAGUGUGCCUUCAUGGAGACGUCAGCCAAGAUGAACUCCAACGUGAAGGAACUGUUCCAGGAGCUGCUGACGCUGGAGAAGAAGAGGGACAUGAGUCUGAGCAUCGAUGGGAAACGGUCGGGGAAACAGAAGCGAGCUGACAAGCUGAAGGGGAAGUGCAGCGUCAUGUAGAGCGACGGCAGGACACCCCCCCAACAGCUCUUCUUCUUCUUUUCUUCUUCCUCUUCUUCUUCUUUUCUUCUUCUUCUUCUUCUACUUCUUCGUUGGUGUCAGAGCACUGAAGCCCAGAGGAACAAAAUGAUGAGAAUCGAACUGGAACAUUUCUCCCGGGGUUCUCAACUGUGAUGUGGCCCCAAAAUAUAGUUUUACAUGUUGAGCUCCUGCCUCCAGCGGCACUGUAAUAAAGGAACA